This is a messenger RNA of Medicago truncatula (barrel medic), 1444 nucleotides long. Its product is annotated as sulfite oxidase. Gene Ontology annotation, biological process: sulfur compound metabolic process. The transcript has 12 exons. Gene Ontology annotation, cellular component: mitochondrion. Gene Ontology annotation, molecular function: heme binding; molybdenum ion binding; sulfite oxidase activity. The record is from RefSeq and is a predicted model, not a curated record. NCBI's taxonomy places the organism in Eukaryota, Viridiplantae, Streptophyta, Magnoliopsida, Fabales, Fabaceae. The coding region runs from base 1 to 1182 and encodes 393 amino acids.
AUGCCAGGAUUAACAGCACCAUCAGAUUAUUCCAAAGAACCACCUCGUCAUCCUUCUCUUCAAAUCAACUCCAAGGAACCUUUCAACGCAGAACCAAAACGUUCAGCGCUUAUUGCAUCGUAUGUUACACCUUCCGAUUUCUUCUAUAAGAGGAAUCAUGGUCCUAUUCCCAUCGUUGAAGAUAUCAACAGAUACUGCGUGGAGAUAUCUGGUCUUGUGCAGCAUUCCAAACAGCUCUUUAUGAAAGAUAUCAGGAAUCUUCCAAAGUAUAAUGUCACUGCCACACUGCAGUGUGCAGGGAAUCGGAGGACAGCUAUGAGCAAGACGAGGACAGUGAAAGGGGUUGGAUGGGAUGUUUCUGCUAUUGGAAAUGCUGUUUGGGGUGGUGCCAAAUUAGCUGAUGUUCUUGAACUUGUUGGAAUUCCCAAGUUGACAAGUGUCACUCAAUUUGGUGGAAAACAUGUUGAGUUUGUAAGCAUUGAUAGGUGUAAGGAAGAAAAGGGAGGACCAUAUAAGGCCUCAAUACCACUCAGUCAGGCUGCAAAUCCUGAAGCAGAUGUUCUACUUGCUUAUGAAAUGAAUGGAGAACCUCUUAACAGAGAUCACGGAUACCCGUUACGUGUGAUUGUUCCCGGUGUCAUUGGAGCUCGGUCUGUUAAAUGGCUGGAAGCUAUCAAUAUCAUUGAAGAAGAAUGCCAGGGUUUCUUCAUGCAAAAGGACUACAAAAUGUUCCCACCAUCAGUGAAUUGGGACAAUAUUGAUUGGUCAACCAGGAGACCCCAAAUGGAUUUCCCUGUUCAGUGUGUUAUAUGUUCUUUGGAAGACGUGAGCACAGUAAAGCCUGGGAAGGUAAAAAUUAGCGGCUAUGCCGCAUCAGGUGGUGGCAGAGGCAUUGAAAGAGUAGAUGUGUCUGUUGAUGGAGGCAAAACAUGGAUGGAAGCCUCAAGAUCUCAAAAAAGGGGUAUUCAGUAUAUAUCAGAUGCUGCCGACAGCGACAAAUGGGCUUGGGUGCUUUUUGAAGUCACAGCUGAUAUUCAACACAGCACAGAGAUUAUUGCAAAAGCGGUAGAUUCAGCUGCAAAUGUUCAACCUGAAAAGGUCGAAGAUGUUUGGAACCUUAGAGGGAUAUUAAACACUUCAUGGCAUCGGGUAAAAGUUCAAGCGAGUUACUCAAACUUGUAAAAUUUGUGCCAACUAUUUGGUCAAAGGUUUUUGAAGCAUCUUACUGAACACUGAACUCUGAAAGUGCAUCGGCGCCAAUUGUAUAAAAAGUCUUAACACGAAUAAACCCUAGAGCUAAAGGGAAGGGGUUGUGAAUAAUCACUUACUCUAGUUUCAUGUGUGAUUGCCUGAAACUAUAACUUUGUUUCAUCAUGGAAUUACUGUGAGAUAUUAAACUUGGAGCGUUUGGCAUUUUGAAUUUCAUCUAUAUGAUCUUUUAUCA